Trypanosoma grayi is the source of this 899-nucleotide messenger RNA. RefSeq lists its product as hypothetical. Gene Ontology annotation, molecular function: transmembrane transporter activity. The annotation marks the transcript as partial. Lineage: Eukaryota; Euglenozoa; Kinetoplastea; Trypanosomatida; Trypanosomatidae. The record is from RefSeq and is a predicted model, not a curated record. The transcript has a single exon. Gene Ontology annotation, biological process: transmembrane transport. Gene Ontology annotation, cellular component: membrane.
AUGAAUGGAGAGGAGGCUGUCUUCGUUGAACGGCUCGUCAUUGGAUCGCAAAAACCCAUCAGUGAACCCCGUCGUUUUGCAAUGCUAACCUUUGGUGGGUUUUGCUGCAUCUGUACAUCUUUCUCGUACGCAUUCAAUCUCAUCUCAGGAGAAAUGCAGAAGCGGUACAACUUCAGCGGCCGUGACGUGUCGACGAUAGGCACGGUGGGCUUGGCGUUUUGUUACUUCGUCCUGCCGCAUGCCAUUGUUUAUGACCACUUUGGCCCGAAACCGACUAUUGCUUUGGCCACUCUUCUUUUCCCACUUGGGGCGCUGCUCCUGGCACUCACGUUCCAAGGCGUUAUUGAAGGUUCUGUUGUUCGUCUCAGUGCAUUCAACGCCUUCGUGGGUAUUGGAUGCUCUUUGUUUGAUCUCGCUUCAGCUAUGACAGUAAUGAGUUACUUUCCAUCACACAAGGGCGCCGUUGUUGCUUUAAUGAAGACCUUCACUGGCCUCGGCGCUGCCAUUGUUGGAAGCAUUCAGCUUGCCUUCUUUGACGGAAGGCUUGAUUACUUCUUCUAUUUCCUGAUGGCACUGGUAUUUGCUGUUGGUGCCGUAUCCUUCUUUUUUCUGCGUCUUCCGUCGUACCAUCUGACGGGCUACGAGCAAAACCACCUCAGCAUCGAGGAGAAGGAGCGGAGGCUGGCGCGUAGGGCAGUGUAUCUUCGCCAGAAUCCACCCAGGAUCCGCUUUGUGAUUGGUAUUGGGUUGGUUAUACUGCUGAUUAUAUUCCUGCCGCUGCAGAGUGCGCUGGUGGCGUACCUUGAGCUUGGAAAGAAGUACAAAGUGGCCUUUGCCGGUGUCAUCAUUUUUCUGACGCUACUGUACCCGACGAUUGCACUGCCCCUGUCGUUCAUGGA